Ostrea edulis (European flat oyster) is the source of this 3879-nucleotide messenger RNA. RefSeq names its product neuroendocrine convertase 2-like. The record is from RefSeq and is a predicted model, not a curated record. The transcript has 13 exons. Gene Ontology annotation, biological process: protein processing. Lineage: Eukaryota; Metazoa; Mollusca; Bivalvia; Ostreida; Ostreidae. The coding region runs from base 43 to 2328 and encodes 761 amino acids. Gene Ontology annotation, cellular component: trans-Golgi network; Golgi membrane. Gene Ontology annotation, molecular function: serine-type endopeptidase activity.
AUAUUCCAAUUUAGCUUCCUGAUCUAUGAACUUGGGUAUAAAAUGUACCUGCAGUUCUUUGCUUUAGAGAUGCAUGGAAAAAAGUUUGUGAUACUAUUGCUCCUUGGCACCCUAUUUCAAUCAUCAGAAGUCACGAGUUUAGUACUUUCUGGCAAUGAUAAUGAAUUCUCUGUACAGGCAGAAAAUAAGGAACAUGUUAUUGACUUCUGUAAUGGAAACGGGUGCAUUUUUAUAGGACAGAUAACGAGUAUUUAUUACCACAUCAAAUGCCCGACGACAAGAGUGAAAGCAGUAGGUGGUGAGAGAAAAAUUGAAGAAAUCGCCAAAAAACUGUACAAGAUAAAAAGUCUUGAAAUGCAACACCUUCACAGAAAUUACAUAAAAACAAAUGACGCUCAGUGGACGGACAUGUGGGCCUUGAACGGCGAUGUUCAACCGAGUAUGACCGUUGAAGCAGCGUGGAGGAAGGGCAGGAACGGAUCUGGAAUUGUUAUUGCUGUAGUUGACGACGGAGUGCAAGUAAAUCAUCCAGACCUCAUGAGGAACAUAGAUAUUCCGAAUAGCUACGAUUAUCGUGAUCAAGAUUCAGAUCCCUCCCCAACUAACAUCAGUGACAGCCAUGGAACACAGGUGUCGGGACUGAUAGCGGCCGAGGCAAACAAUGACGUGUGUAUUGUAGGAAUUGCACACGAAUCUACUAUCAUAGGAAUAAGGCUCAUCGGAAGUAUCGGUAUUACUGACAUUACUGAAGCAAAAGCCCUCAUACAUCACCUGAGAGGAGUGGAUAUUUACUCCAACAGCUGGGGUCCAGUAGAUGGUUACGGAUACAUGAAACCAGGCCCUGUUACAAUGAGUGCUCUGUCUGAUGGGAUAACCAAGGGACGAGACAGGAAAGGUGUGGUGUACGUCUGGGCCGCAGGUAACGGCGGAUUGGCGGACAAUUGUAAUGCGGAUGGAUACGUCAACAGCGUGUACACGAUUCCUAUAACAAGCGUCGGAUCGGACGGAGCGGCCGCUUGGUAUGCGGAAGUAUGUUCCGCUGUCUUCGCUGCAACGUACUCUGGCACCAUGUCGAGGAAUCUGACCUCCACGUCUCUGUUCUCGGACUGUGUUGGUGGACUGAAAGGAACAUCAUUCUCCACUCCUCAAGCUUCAGCCAUUGUGGCUCUAACAUUACAGGCAAAUCCAUCGUUAACUUGGCGAGAUAUCCAACAUCUAAUUGUGCAAACAAGCAAAAGAUACAACAUUGAUGAUGGACUUUCCGAGGCCUCCUGGCAUAGAAAUGGAGCAGGAUUUUACGUGAGUCAUAUUUUGGGUUUUGGAUUAAUGGAUGCAGAGGCGAUGGUAACACGAGCAAAGUCAUGGACACCCGUGGCAUCCCAGAAGACAUGUUCCACCAAAACAAACUAUGUUUACAGGAGCACGGACCCGUAUUCAUUUUACUCGCUACCUACAGUUUCAAGUUCGGUUAAAGUGACGGGGAGUAUCUGCGUCAUAUCUAGUUUGGAACAUGUUCAGGUAGAGGUGUCCUUCAGCUAUACUGACAGGAGAGGGGAUAUAGGCCUGACUUUGGAAUCACCAUCAGGAACAAUAUCACUGUUAAUGACUCCCAGACCCAAAGAUUCAAUUCUUACAAAGUACCUGUCUGGAUCUCAAACUUGGACGUUUAGUUCUGUUCAUUUCUGGGGAGAGAAUGUGCAGGGCACAUGGAUAUUGAGAUUGUCCACAAAGCGAUCCACACUCUUUCACAAAGUAACAUUAAAAUCAUGGAACCUUCGAUUCUAUGGAACAAGAACCACCAAACACACAACCACAAUCCCAACUAAGACCUCAGAUAGAACCCAUUUCUCAACCACAACUACUACGACCACGACUACAUCUUAUUCAAACAUCUACGAUAGCACUAGGAGAUCCGACAGCGGAAGUUUAAGUGCAGGAGCUGUUACGGGGAUUAUUGUGGGAAUCAGCAUUUUAAGCAUUUUUAGCGUCGUAAUUGUAUUUGCUCGGCUUGUUUUUCGUAGAUAUCAUAUCCGUAAAAGCGACACACCAGCCACCAAUUCCAGAUCAGGAGUGUUCGUGAUAUCAUCUAACGACCAAAACAGGUACCCUCGUGAAAUCAACGAAAGACACAAAGAGUUAUACCCACAUUACAAGCACGCCAGACAACAAGGGAUGAAAGCAGUGAUGAAUGGUGACAAACUUUAUAUCAACAAUAAGUUAUUUAACCCACGUGAGCACGUAAACAACAACCACAUGGAUACUGACCCCACAACCGGAAGGAACCAUGGAGUCCCCAUUAGAGGCAGAAGAAUGAACUCUCAACGCUAGGACUGUCGCGGAGGAUCAACAGAAUGUGACUCUGACAAUCCUGAUGUAAACUCUAUUUCAAACCCACAACUGUCAUCUGACUGUGCAAGUUAUUCACACUCUCUUACAAGUACUGGUAAUUAUUUGAAUAUUUUAUGCCUUAAUGUAUGUGGUUUAAAACCUUAACUUCUCUGCCCAGAAUUUCUAGACUUCAUAGAAAAAUACAAAAUUAUCUGUGUAGUUGAAUCAAAAACUGAUGGUACAGAUAUUUUAGACAUACCAAAUUUUGAUUGUUACACAAAGCAUAGGCACGAGUUAUCACGCUUUAAAUCCGGCGUGAGUGUGGUAUAUUGUAAAAAACAUCUUUAAGCAAUAUAAAAGAUAUCAAAAUUUUGGAUUCAAAUUUACUUGGGUAUUUUGGUUAUCUCUGUCAUUUGAUUACUCAAACAAUAGAAAUGUCAGAAAACUCUUACUUGGUGUAACAUAUAUUCCACCAGAAAACUCUAAAUAUGUUUCACCUACUGUGUUUGAUGAAAUUGAAUUGGAUAUUAACCGAUUCUCCAAUGAUCAUGAUCUAGUAGCACUUAUUGGUGACUUUAAUAGUCGAACAGCAGAUAAAUGUGAUAUGUUAGAGGACGAUUUAGAGGAUGUAUUAUGUUGUUCUGAAAAUGACUUGACUAUAAACGAUUUUCCAAAUGUGAAUAUGUACAGAGUGUCAAUGGACAAGGACACAAAUAAUUUUGGUAAGAAACUACUUGAUUUAUAUAAUUAAACAUAUGAAUUUAUACAUUAUGAAUGGUCGAGUCGGAAGUGACCGUCUCGUAGGACAUACUACUUGUAAAAACACUAGUGUAGUAGAUUAUUGUAUUGGGAAUUAAAUUUUUUUUUCAGUUGUAGAUAAUUUUUCUGUUCAACCCAUUUCAUCAAUUUUAUCCGAUGUUCAUAAUCCUAUAUCUAUUUGUUUGAAAGUACUCAGAAUCAAUAUACAUAACGACGAAACAGGAAAUGAUACAAAUCCUGAUUUGCCUAAUACAUGUAAAUGGAGGGAUGAGAAAGCAAGCUUAUUUAGAGAAAAAAAUUAUGAAAAUAUUGAUUAUGUAAAUGAAUUAUGUACUGUGUUUGACGAAAUACACGUAUCUGACAUAACCAGUUCUUUUAUUGAUGAUGCUGUUGAUAAACUAUGUACUUUUUUUUAGACUGUGCGAAGUAUUCUUUUGGUGUCAAAGAAAAUAGAAAAAGAAAUUUAACAAAAGAUUUAAGAAACCAUGGUUUACUUGUGAAUGUUUAAAUGCAAGGCACUGUUAUAGAAAAGACAAAAGAUUGUAUAGAAUUUAUGGAAACGAAAUUUUGAAAAUAAACCUUCUUGAGAAAGAAAAAAAAUAUAUAAGAAAACUAUGAAAAAAGCUGUAAACAAACACAAGUUUAAUCUACAAAAAGGUUGAGUGAAUUGAAAAAAUCAUGUUGAAAGAAUAUUGGAAAAUAUUGAAUGGUAGAAAAAGUAAGAAAACUGUUGAUAAAAAUAGCAUAGAUGAACUUUAUAACUUUUUUAAAGAAUUAAAUGAGGGAGAUGAA